UGCCACUUUUGACCAGGAAAGGAGCACCGGCCGGCAGGGUCUUCUGGUAGUGGGAGCACCACCUCCGCACAGGCACCUCGCACCAGUGGAGUCUGGUCUCUGCAGCCCCUAACUGUCUCUCCCCCCCUUUAAAAGCGAGACCCCUCGUCUCAAGGAGGUUCUUGCCCUCACGGCGUCGUCGUCGUUUCUAUUGCUGAAUAUUUUUUUCUUACUAUAAGCUGAGGGGGACGUGAGAAGUCCUGACAGAGGCGGCACGAUGACAGCUGUCGAAACCCAAAUGACAUACAGCAACUCCUAUACGAUCCACCAUGAAGAAGCGUACAUGACCCAAGAGGAGGACUGGGACAGGGACCUGCUGCUGGACCCCGCCUGGGAGAAGCAGCAGAGGAAGACCUUCACAGCUUGGUGUAACUCCCACUUGAGGAAGGCCGGGACACAGAUCGAGAACAUUGAAGAGGAUUUCAGAAAUGGCCUCAAACUCAUGCUGCUGCUGGAGGUCAUAUCAGGCGAGAGGCUGCCCAAACCUGACAAAGGCAAGAUGCGUUUCCACAAGAUCGCCAACGUGAAUAAAGCCCUGGACUUCAUCUGCAGCAAGGGGGUCAAGCUGGUGUCUAUUGGUGCUGAGGAAAUUGUUGACGGUAAUGUGAAGAUGACCCUUGGUAUGAUCUGGACCAUCAUCCUGCGCUUUGCCAUCCAGGACAUCUCUGUGGAAGAGACCUCUGCUAAGGAGGGUCUGCUGCUGUGGUGCCAGAGGAAGACUGCCCCCUACAGGAACGUCAACGUGCAGAACUUCCACAUCAGUUGGAAGGAUGGCCUGGCUCUGUGCGCCCUCAUCCACAGACACAGACCCGACCUCAUUGACUACUCCAAACUGAGAAAGGAUGACCCUGUUGGUAACCUGAACACUGCCUUCGAGGUGGCUGAGAAGUUCCUGGACAUCCCUAAGAUGCUUGACGCUGAAGAUAUUGUGAACACACCCAAACCUGAUGAGAAGGCCAUCAUGACCUACGUGUCCUGCUUCUACCACGCCUUCGCUGGUGCUGAACAGGCUGAGACAGCUGCCAACCGUAUCUGCAAGGUGCUGGCCGUCAACCAGGAGAAUGAGAAGCUGAUGGAGGAGUACGAGAAGCUGGCCAGCGAGCUGCUCGAGUGGAUCCGCCGCACCAUCCCCUGGCUGGAGAACCGCGCGGCGGAGCAGACCAUGCGCGCCAUGCAGCAGAAGCUGGAGGAUUUCCGUGACUACCGCCGCAUCCACAAGCCGCCCCGCGUGCAGGAGAAAUGCCAGCUGGAGAUCAACUUCAACACCCUGCAGACCAAGCUGAGGCUCAGCAACAGGCCCGCCUUCAUGCCCUCCGAGGGCAAGAUGGUGUCGGAUAUUGCCAAUGCCUGGAAGGGUCUGGAGCAGGUGGAGAAGGGCUACGAGGAGUGGCUGCUGACCGAGAUCCGUCGUCUGGAGAGACUUGACCACCUGGCUGAGAAGUUCAAGCAGAAGUGCAACAUGCACGAGGCCUGGACUUCAGGUAAGGAGGACCUGCUGUCCCAGAAGGACUACGAGUCAGCCUCUCUGAUGGAGAUCAGAGCCCUGAUGAGGAAGCACGAGGCUUUCGAGAGCGACCUCGCCGCUCACCAGGACAGAGUGGAGCAGAUCGCUGCCAUCGCUCAGGAGCUGAAUGAGCUGGACUACCACGAUGCUGCUACAGUCAAUGCCCGCUGCCAGGGCAUCUGUGACCAGUGGGACAACCUGGGCACCCUCACCCAGAAGAGGAGGGACUCACUGGAGCGUGUGGAGAAGCUGUGGGAGACUAUUGACCAGCUGUAUCUGGAGUUUGCCAAGAGGGCAGCACCCUUCAACAACUGGAUGGAUGGAGCCAUGGAGGACCUGCAGGACAUGUUCAUUGUCCACAGCAUUGAGGAGAUCCAGAGUCUGAUCACCGCUCACGACCAGUUCAAGGCCACUCUGCCUGAGGCCGACAAGGAGCGCAUGGCCACCAUGGGCAUCCACAACGAGAUCCUGAAGAUCGCCCAGACCUACGGCAUCAAGCUGUCCGGAAUCAACCCCUACACCAACCUCUCCCCCCAGGACAUCAGCACUAAGUGGGACACUGUGAAGCACCUCGUGCCCCUCAGAGACCAAAUGCUCCAGGAGGAGGUGGCCAGACAGCAGGCCAACGAGAGACUGAGGCGCCAGUUUGCUGCCCAGGCCAACAUCAUCGGACCCUGGAUUCAAACCAAGAUGGAGGAGAUCAGCCACGUGUCAGUGGACAUCGCCGGCUCCCUGGAGGAACAGAUGAACAGCCUGAAGCAGUACGAGCAGAACAUCAUCAACUACAAAUCCAACAUCGACAAGCUGGAGGGAGACCACCAGCUCAGCCAGGAGUCCCUCAUCUUCGACAACAAGCACACCAACUACACCAUGGAGCACAUCCGCGUGGGCUGGGAGCAGCUGCUCACCACCAUCGCCAGAACCAUCAACGAGGUGGAGAACCAGAUCCUGACCCGCGACGCCAAGGGCAUCAGCCAGGAACAGCUCAACGAGUUCAGAGCCUCCUUCAACCACUUCGACAGGAAGAGAAACGGCAUGAUGGACCCAGACGACUUCCGUGCCUGCCUCAUCUCCAUGGGUUACGAUCUGGGUGAAGUGGAGUUUGCUCGCAUCAUGACCCUGGUGGACCCCAACAACACAGGCGUGGUGACCUUCCAGGCCUUCAUCGACUUCAUGACCCGCGAGACCGCUGAGACCGACACUGCAGAACAGGUCAUGGCCUCCUUCAAGAUUCUGGCCUCAGACAAGAAUUACAUCACAGUGGACGAGCUGCGCAGGGAGCUGCCACCCGAGCAGGCCGAGUACUGCAUCAGCCGCAUGACCAGGUACAUCGGACCCGACAGCCCCCCCGGCGCCCUGGACUACAUCUCCUUCUCCAGCGCCCUCUACGGAGAGAGCGACUUAUAAACACAGCCGCUUCUCUUCACCUCCUCCUCUCAUCCCUUCUUCCCAGCUCCCCCCUAUUUCUCCUGUUUGGAGAGAGAGCAAUUUAAACCCUUCCACUGUCCUUCUAUAUGCUUUGUUCUUAUCAUCUUUUCCUCUUUCAAAUCUUAACUUCCUCCCUAUUUAUCCAUCCUCCUCCCAACCCUGUCCGUCCCCCUAGAAAACUGCCCAGAGAGGGUGAGAGUAGAAGACUCUGCUCAAAUCUUAGACACUCUAUACGGACUGUCCCUCUUUUCGAGUGCCUUUAAGAACCAGGAGAGUGCCAGGUAUUGCACUGAAGUUAUGUAAGCAGCAUACAUAUAACAUACCUGCCUUUAGGAGAUGUUAAACAGAAGGUGGUGAUGAGGGAGAAAGAAAGAAGUUUAAAAAAAAUCUUACAUUGAGCAAAGCCUCCUGCUCUCCGCCCUCUCUCUCAGAUGACAUAUUUUUUUGUAGAAGGGUAAUUAAAGAAGAAAUCGUGAUAAAAAGCUGGUUGGUCAGUUGGCUUGGUUGGUUGUGUAUUUGUGCAGAUGCAUGCUAUGUUGAAGUUUAGAAAUGCUGUCUUUGUGAGUCUCUGACUCUUCCUUAAUCACACAAAAACCCUGUCACCGCGAGCCUGCUAACAAUUCACUCAGCAGAGGAGCAGAAGCAAGUCAGGUGCUACAAUGUUACAAAGCCAGUCUCACACUGAAUAAUCUUACUCUGUAAAAAAUAAAAAUAAAAAAAAAAUCCUACCAAAGCACUGUGAAACCUGAAUGUUAGCAGAGAUUAAAUUUAACCUGGAGAUCUUAAAAACCUUAAGAAGCUCAGGAACAAAACGGAGGAAGAAUGAGAGCAUCUAAACUCUGGAGCGCUAAAUAUUAAAAUGAAGACUGCAAACAACAGAGAGCAGCUCAAAGCAAAAAGCACUGUGGGUAAAUGUAGACAAAAAAAAGAGAGGGACAUGGCUGGAUGGGGACUCAAGAAGGAAGACAGAAAGACAAACUGUAAACGGCCAGAGAGAACGAUCCCACACACCUCUCUCUCUCUCUCUCUCGGUUUCGGCUAAAUUUAAACUCGCGUGGAGGAGGGACACGGACGGAGAGAGGUGUCGAGCAGUGAGAGACGACAGGGCAUCAGGAAAGUUGCGGACUAAAUAAGAAGAAUCAAUACUGUACGUGGGACCAUGGCAGGCCUAUGUCAGUGAGGAAGCUCAUAGGGUUUUGGUCCCAUUUUAAAAUGACAGAUCAGCCAUGAUAGCCAGUGCAAGGUUUUUUUUUUCUCUUCAUCUGCGCUCCAUUCUCCUCCUCCUCCUCAACUCAUUCUGUCCAUCACUGACACCACAGAAACUCACUCUCACAAUUUAAAAAACUACAACUUGGAAUAAAAAAGGAAAAUUCUAUUACUAAA
This is a messenger RNA of Lates calcarifer (barramundi perch), 4354 nucleotides long. RefSeq names its product actinin alpha 3b (gene actn3b). Lineage: Eukaryota; Metazoa; Chordata; Actinopteri; Centropomidae. Gene Ontology annotation, cellular component: cell projection; cell junction; plasma membrane. The record is from RefSeq and is a predicted model, not a curated record. The transcript is spliced from 21 exons. Gene Ontology annotation, molecular function: calcium ion binding; actin filament binding. The coding region runs from base 257 to 2950 and encodes 897 amino acids. Gene Ontology annotation, biological process: actin cytoskeleton organization; muscle cell development.